UUCAUGAUAAAAAGGUUGGUUGGUAAUCAUCCAAUGUCUGUCAUUUAAAUCUGGGUUCAGAUAAAAAAUAGAGCCUUUUUCUUUUUUCUCUUUUUCUAUCUAAACCUUUAAGAAGAAAUAUGGCUGCUAGACUCUUCUUAAGAACGGCUAUCCAUGCGCGUACCCUGACAAGCUCCAUGGGAAAAGUGUGUGUGACACGUCCUGUCAUGAUGAACAAGAUGGCUUUGCCUAGCUUGAGCUCUCGCCUUUCUAGCAGAACUUUUACAGUUGCUUUACCUCGCUUCAGUAAUGGUGAAGUUGAUUCCGAGCUGGCUCAUCAAUUGGAAGAAGAAAUGCAAUUUGAAGAGACGGAUGAAAAGAAUGAGAUCCCCCCUUUUGUUCAAGAAUUUUUGGACACUAAUUUGUUCAAGAUUGAGGAUCAACUCGGACAUGACAAGGUUAUCUUGACGCGUAACUUUGGUACGGAAAAGAUUCGCGUGAUUUUUUCAAUCUCUGAUAUCAAUAACACGGUGGAAGAAUUUGAGGAUGAUGAGGAAGAAGAAGCACCUGUUAAACAUCAUGAAGGAGGUGUAAAGGAAGGGGCUGAAGAAGAGAAAGAGGAGAAGAAAGAAGAGGAGGAGGAAGAGGAGGAGGGAUCAUUCCCUGUCCGUGCCACUGUGAUGGUGGAAAAGGAAGGAAAAGGAAGCCUUGUGUUGAAUACAGUAGCUCAAGAUGGAUACUUACAUAUUGAUGCUGUUAGAUACUUUAAAGAGGGACAGAUUGCUACGGAUGAAAUUGCUACCAAGGAAAUCGGCGAACAGAGACAGGAUCUGUAUAUGGGACCUGUCUAUGAAGAGUUGGGUGAAGAUCUUCAAACGACAUUUGUAAAGUAUUUAGAGGAGCGUGGUAUUGAUACAGCAUUAGCCACAUUCUUGCCUGAUUAUGUUGACUAUAAGGAACAAAAGGAGUAUGUGAACUGGUUAAAGGAUGUGAAUGAUUUUGUCUCUGCCUAAAAAUAAAAUACCAUUAGUUACAAAUACGGGGUUUUAUACACACCGGGACCUGAAAAAAAAA
Molecule: messenger RNA, 1053 nt
Organism: Mucor mucedo
Lineage: Eukaryota; Fungi; Mucoromycota; Mucoromycetes; Mucorales; Mucoraceae
Product: mitochondrial glycoprotein
Exons: 4
Coding region: 120-992 (290 amino acids)
Biological process (GO): cytosolic ribosome assembly
Cellular component (GO): mitochondrial matrix
Source: RefSeq, a predicted model, not a curated record